AAGAAGAAGCGAUGGGUUUCGUCCUAAUUUCUUCUUGUCCCCCGUCUUCCCUCGUCCCCGUCUCUCAGCUUCACCAGUUCUCCGCCGGAACCAAAAGCAAUGAAAUUUCAAUUCGUCAUCAAAUCUUUCCGACACGUAGAAGCCUAAUUUCGAAACCACGCUGCUUCAAUCUCCCUCAAGAACCUAUUCUCUCAGAGGCUCUCAAGGAGCCAAUUGCAUUUAUGGGUGGGGUGUUUGCUGGGUUACUGAGACUCGAUUUAAACGAUGAACCGCUCAAGGAGUGGGUGACGCGAACAGUUGAAGCCUCAGGUAUUACUGAAGAGGAAGUUGGUGGAGAUGGGAUGGCCUCGAAUGAAGAAGAAUCUCCUCAACAGAUUGAGAUUGAAUAAUGAGAUCUAAGUUGUUAUCUAUCGUCGUUUAAUGUGGUUGUCUUGUGUAUGUUUGUAACCUUGUGUUGUUUAUCUAAGAAGAAACAUAAAUCAAGGCUUUCAAUCUUGAGUAAUAUCUAGCUCUUAUGUGUCUUAAUGAACGUUACUCUGACAUGUCUUUAGAUUAGGAGUGAAAGUGUUUUAUUCAAUUUAGAACGUGAAGAUAUUAC
Eruca vesicaria subsp. sativa (arugula) is the source of this 598-nucleotide messenger RNA. The record is from the annotation of a GenBank genome assembly. NCBI's taxonomy places the organism in Eukaryota, Viridiplantae, Streptophyta, Magnoliopsida, Brassicales, Brassicaceae.